UAAAAGGUCCACCCGCUGACAACAUCGUCCAACCAUACUGGUUUUGUGUCCCUUUUGUGUUUGCUCUCCAAUAGUUGUAUACCAGGAGACACAGAAGCUCACUCGUGCCAAUCCAGAUAAGUGUGUGCUUACUUAUCGGAACGUCACAGGAUACGAGGCAUCAGGUUUGGCUGGGAUCCAAAAGGGAGGCAUCGGACUUGGCCAGCGCCUUUCUAAGCCAAGCAAACUUCAAGCACGAGACCAGAGUUUAAUCUUGACGUUUUACACAUUCGCCACCUCGCAUAAUUCAUAAUCGAUUUCACGCCGGGACGCACUGCUGCUCUGCGAUAUAACGGACUCCUGGAAACUUCCCAUUCGCUCUGCAUUAUUCGUCACAGGGCCGUCACGACGUUAUUACUCAAACUGGCGUGUGACCAACAGCAACAGUGACUCUUCUCUUAAAAGCAACGAAGAACAAUUUCCAGGAAGCUACCGAGCAGUUGUCAGCAGACACACGGGAGAAUGUUCUACCGCAAAUUUCAACUAAAACCCACCCAAUUAACGUUGGGGUUUAAUACCAGUUGCGACUUUACCUUUUCAAACGUAGUUGCGGCGUCUUGACACCUGGACAACAGUGGCGCCACCGUCGUUCUCCGUAACGUCAGGUUUCACCGACGCCUCGUAGUCUCGAACGCUUAAUAGUUUGUUCUACACUCCGCAUUGUCGUCAGAAAUUUACAAGGGGAUGGAGAAACAUUCAGGCACUCCAGAGGGGUUUUAGGGGUUCAAAAGUUUAUGUGAAUUGUCUGGAGUAAUAUGCAUACUUUUAAUGAGGUUAGGCUGGAUGACGGGAUACGGCAACCUGAGAGAGUGAAAGAAGCGACAGCAGUUCGAUAAAUCUUCAAGUCACUAUGGCCACGAUUCCGUGUUAUGCAUCCUCGUGCAGGGUGCACUAGCAGAUUAUAUUGCGGAAUUGGCAGAACCCGGCGCCGGAUAUCUCCUUGAACUAAAGUAAUCUCGUCGGCUGACUGGCUGACUGUGUUCCUGCACGACUGGCUAACUUUAAUGGAAGGACUUGUAUUAUCUUAUUUCGUUAUUUUGCUAUUUCUCUUUGCGGAAAAUCCACGAUGCAUUCGGACGAAAUUAAUAUACAGGAGUCCUGGUUCACAUACGACAGAGACUGUCAAAAUUGGCGUGACGACUGUCGCUAUUUUCUAACACACGUACGACGUCAAUGGUGCGUCAUUUCCUGCUGACCUACGUCCCUUCCACGCAAUCAUGAUAAUAAUUGAUUUGAGGCUGCGAAAAAAUUUCAUGAAAAUUGAUAUGCACAGAGCCAUCAAUGCUGACGUCAUCCGUAAAUACAUCCGAAGACGGUGCAGUGUUCUUGCACGUAUGCAAUUUCAAGAAUUCCACGUGAGAUUGAGAAACAGAGAAACAGGCUGGUAUCUGCGUAGAAGAAGAAAAUGUCGGACUGCACGGAUCUCAGGUGACUUUCUACAACAUCAUUGGCUAUAGAGGAGACACUUGCGGAUGACAGGAGAGAAAUGAUUUGGCUUGUCAGUAAAUCAAUAAUCCAUGGUGUACAUUCACACGCACGUCAUCGCCAGCCUCUACUUUAUGCUACCAAGCAUCCCGAAGACCAAGAGGACGUACUGCUAGGUGAACAGGAACGAGAGAACAACGUGACGAAGAGUCAACGUGUCUGACGAACGGAAGGCGUCCCGCGAUGUAAGCGAACGUGCUAAAGAGAAUUAGAGCUAAGGGUUAAUCGAUGUUAAUCGAAGGUGUCAAAGAUGAGAGAGAAGUGUUGCGAAUUUAAAGCAUUCCAUAACGUGCCGUCGAUCGGUCUCUUAACAAAGUUCAAACAUUUCAUCAAUUUAAUUAGCACUUGUCAGGAGCCCAAAGAUUCUCCUCGCUAUAAAUUACGCUCGAUCAAGAUCGAUCGAUUAAUUCGUUUAAUGGAUACAGGAAUGUCUUAUUAAUUGAAGAAUUCCGGCGAUACUCUCGUGCAGAAUUACAAGAGCCGAACACUAGUGCGUCAAUAGUCGUCAGUGCGGAUUGGCGUUUCGAGAACUCAGUGACGCGCACAACUUAAUUUAUGCACGAUACAAUUGAAACUCUAAUUAUUAAAACAAUCGACAACGUGACUGCGAAAUGUGUGUUAAUGACAGUGCGACAGUCAAAUUAAUCAAGUGUUUCAAAAUCAUCCUAUCAAAUCAAUAUCCACAGUGUGUGAGGAGCAUAUAGGUGCAAGCAAUAUUAUAUGCAUGAGCGAUCACUUUGAUCCUCAUGAGGUGCACUAAUUAGAAAUUAAUCCUUAACAUGUUUUAUGCCCUAAAUCAGUAAUACAGAGUGAAGAUAAUUGAACUUUAAUCAAUAUAAAUGUUGUCAACAAUGUCAGCGGUCGCUCUGGAACUAAACUCGUCCUAUUACACGACGGUAGCAGGCUCGAGUUCCGCCGACGAUUUCUCAGUCUCAACGACAGAUUCGGCCAACUCAACAUCAGCGUCCUACAUGCUGCCUGCCUAUAUCCGUAUAACAUCCAUGGUGGCCUGUAUAGUCGUCAUGGUCCUGGGAGUGGUUGGAAAUCUUAUGGUACCACUUGUUGUACUGAGAGGCAAGGACAUGAGGAACAGCACGAAUAUAUUCCUGGUGAAUCUCAGCGUGGCUGAUCUCUGCGUUCUGCUUGUCUGCGCGCCUACGCUCCUCGUGGAGGUGAACUCGCUGCCGGAAGUCUGGCGUCUAGGGGAACAUAUGUGCAAGGCCGUGCCCUUUGUCGAAAUGACCGUCGCUCACGCAUCGGUACUCACUAUUCUGGCCAUAAGCUUCGAGAGAUAUUACGCCAUUUGCGAACCCCUCAGAGCUGGGUACGUGUGCACCAAGGCAAGAGCUACGUGGCUGUGUCUGUUGGCCUGGGCGGCAGCCGCUCUCUGUACCAGUCCAAUUCUCCUGAUAUCGGACUACAGGAUGGCGGAGUACAUUGGCGAUUCCAUGGUUCCGGUAUGCCAGAUGAGGGUGGACACCAGCGACUGGACAGUCGGCUUCUUCCUGACGACCAUCAUCGUCUUCUUCAUCCUGCCACUGUUCAUCCUGGUCGCCCUGUACACUGUGAUCGCGCGGCACCUGAUGGCCAAUCCGGCAAUCAGCAGAGGACCAGCUAAUAAUUUAUUGAAAUACCGGAAGCAGGUGGUGCUGAUGCUUGGUACGGUAGUACUGAGCUUCUUCAUCUGUCUGUUACCAUUCAGGGCGUUCACGCUGUGGAUCAUCAUGGCGACCCCUAAAACCAUUCUCGAUAUGGGGAUAAACACGCACUACUGUCUUCUUUACUUCUGUCGCACGAUGGUCUAUCUGAAUUCCGCCAUUAAUCCAAUCCUGUACAACCUGAUGUCCACCAAGUUCCGCGAGGGCUUCCUGAGGCUCUGUGGAUUGGGCAAUACCAAGAGAAAGAAGAGUUACGGUAGAACAGGGACCUACACUACCGGCUCGACCAACUGCAGUACCAAUCAGUCGGACUUCUGGAGACGAAGCAGCAGCAACAAGAGCUGCAGCAUGAAGCUGCCGAAUGUGCCGUCCGAGAAGCAGCUCAAGCUGUCGUUACUGACUGCUGUCACCGGAAGUAUCAUCGGCAAGAAACAGGAGAGCUUCGUCUGAGACUAGCAGACUGCCGACGAUCAUCGUACCCAGGAGUUGCUGGACCUGUCCGAGCCAAGACCGUCGGCAGUCCAAUUGAACGUUAUAGAGUAAGCCGUGAACUGGAUGAAGAUUGGCCAGACGUCAGGACUGCUUCUUCUCUGCGGGGGCCAGCUGAAGAGAUUGUUAAACUUAGAUUUAGUAGACUUCCGGUCUCUAAGGUAUCAUCGAAAAUCCUUGUUCUGUACAAACGAUCAGUCACGUUCGUCCUAGUCGGGAUUUUCGAUGGUUCCACCGGAAAUGAACUAGCAGCUAAUUAUCAAAAUAUAUUCGACUGUUUCGGGGGCCAGUUAGGGGUGGGUUCGACUUCUCCUAUAGAGAAGAUAUACUAGUAAGACGAAUACUCUCAUUUAGAGGCAUUCGAAUGGGGCGCGAAGUAGUUUACUUUAAUUUAUACCACGAUGAAAUUGCGCUAAAGGGUUAGAGAUAGGCCGGAGAACAAGGGUGGUCCUCCCUUAUUUUCGCGACUCGACCUGUGGAAGUCACGAUAUGCCACCACGGGGGGCACGGUGACGGGACUUAAACGAUCGGCAAAACAAGUACAAAGGGAAUGCAAAUCGGGUGACUUUUCGUUCCCCACGAAAAUGGAAAUUUUAUCUAGUGGAAAAAUUGUCCGUCGCUCGAGCGACAAAGGGUAAACAGGGGAUCGUGGGAAAGGCAGUGAUACAUGUCCGUGCCAUUUUCCUGGGUACCAGAGAGAAAGAGAGUGUCUGUUGAGUGAGUGACUGAAAGAGCGAGAGAAUAUAUGUGUAUGAAUCUGUGCAUGUUUGAGAACACCUCAUUCCUGGACGUUCUUUCUAGUCGGGAAUCAUCGGUAGGGCGAUAAGACGCCUUUGGACAGUCCAGGAAAUUUACUCAAAAUCAUAGGUAUAAGGUGUGUACUAUACGAAGGGAAUGUAUACUGCAACAAAGACAUUUCUAGUAUAAGAAAAAAAAACCACGAUGAACAAUAUGGCGUUGAGAAUCUUUUAUCAGACUGCGACAUAAAAUAUUCGAAAUUACAUUAAGUUACUUUUAAAGUCAAUAACGUCGAGAUUACUACUACUUUUUGUACAUCCUGUAGACUGAUCGUGAUACCUAUAUAUAUAUUUUUUGCUUCUUCACACUGUCCGUAUCGUUUCGCGUGGUUAUCGAGUGUAAAUAUCUAACCUAACCUACAAUUGUUCCUAUAAAAUGACGUAAUUAUUCCGUGUUCGAAAAGGCUGCAACUUUUGUGUCGCAGUGCCAUUAUCUACCUGUCUUGUCGAAGCGUGCGCUUGAAGGUCGAUAUUACUGGUAAUUAAGUGUAAGAAAAUUAAAAGAAAAAAAAAAUGUAAAAAGAAAACGCGAAAAUUGACAAACGGCAGUAACGCUGUAAUGUUCUUUGUUGAAUGUCGGAGGCGUGUGAUUGGUGUAUAAUUAAUUGUACUGGAAGUUAAGAGUGACUCCCCUUGAAGGGGUGAAAGAUGAAGGGUCGUGGAAGAGUGUCGGUGAGAGGUUAAGUCAUUUUUGUCAAUGAAAAUUUUCGACAAGUUUUCACUCGAAUCGAAACGACGCCAUAUUUUAAUAAUCACGCCGACCGAGGUAAUUGCUCAUGGCGAAGCAAUAAGUGUGAACUGAUUGGGGACGUUAAUUAGUCGAAAAAAAAAAUCAUUCCAGAAACGUCCAUUCGACGGUAAAAUAUGUCUCUUUAUCUUUGUCGUUACAUUCUUUUCGUUUCCACGGAGUUUUGCUUUAUUUUAUCUAAUUCCAUCCCUCCACUUCCUUUGUCCUUUCUUAUACCCCGUUUUGCUAACGCGGAAAGGUGAUGAAUUUCACCGAAAGCCAAGUCUCUUUUGUUCCAAAAUACUCAUGGUAAUUAAUUCACGCUUAGUUUCUGAAAGGAAAGAAAAAUAACAAAAGUAUAUAUAAUUAUUAUCAAGCAAACAGAGAUAAGUAUUUAAAACAAUAUGACGCUACAGAUAUACGUGCCUCAGUUACAUUCAUACGUAUUUACUCACGAGGAUAUAGACUUUUACGAGAUUCGAAUUAUUUUACUACUUGUAGGAAAUAUUGAUUAGUGCUACCAUUAUUAUUAUUGUUGUUGUUAUCAUUAUUAUUGUAACACUGUGCAUACUAUUUAAUGUUAUCGUUGCUAUACUUAUUGCCACUAUAAUAUUGCGAGUAUCAUCGUUACGUAUAGUAUCACUACUGAUAAAAAGAGCCCUUGGAGGGUGCGUGAAGUCUUGUAAAUAUAUUUUAAUGUACGAA
Molecule: messenger RNA, 5900 nt
Organism: Cephus cinctus (wheat stem sawfly)
Lineage: Eukaryota; Metazoa; Arthropoda; Insecta; Hymenoptera; Cephidae
Gene: ETHR
Product: growth hormone secretagogue receptor type 1
Exons: 14
Coding region: 2364-3632 (422 amino acids)
Biological process (GO): G protein-coupled receptor signaling pathway
Cellular component (GO): plasma membrane
Molecular function (GO): G protein-coupled receptor activity
Source: RefSeq, a predicted model, not a curated record